This is a messenger RNA of Akanthomyces muscarius, 306 nucleotides long. RefSeq lists its product as uncharacterized. The transcript has 3 exons. Lineage: Eukaryota; Fungi; Ascomycota; Sordariomycetes; Hypocreales; Cordycipitaceae. The record is from RefSeq and is a predicted model, not a curated record. The coding region runs from base 1 to 306 and encodes 101 amino acids.
AUGCGCAUGGCUGGGAACAAGGGUUAUUCGGAGGUUGUACUGUUUGCCCAAUCCGCCAUUCCUCGUGGGGCCACCAACAACAACGACUCUAGGCUUCCUCCUGUUGCCGGCCGAAAAGGAGCUUCGUCGUCAUCAUCAUCCACCAGGCCUGCCUUGCCCACCAAAAAUCCCGGUCUGUCCCCUGCUAAGCCGCCAACCAGUUCGCGCGCAAACGACUGGUGCACCUUUUUUCAUUUCUCCCUCUUCCUCGCUAUUUCGCCCAGAGCUGCCACCCAGGACCAACAAGCAAUUCCUUACCCCUACUAG